AUGAAGUUUACAAACAUACCGAGACGACUUUGGGAGCACAAGAAAAAGACGACAUUUGUAUCUGUUGUUGCUUAUUUCACGGGUUGGAAAGUUUACAGUUGGAAAAGAGAUUGUGAUAUACGAGCUGUAUAUGCUCGAGAAGCGAAGCAAUUUGGCGAUGCACCGUUAGCUUCGGGAGAACGUUUACGACGUGUCACUGUUUUGGUAGAUACGACCUGUGCGGGUGCUUUCGAUAAUUUUAAAAAAAAUGCUUUGCCAUUAUUAAAUUUAGCUGGUUUACAAGUGGAUAUAAUCAAGCCCACUAAUAUUUCUGAAUUCAAAACUAUUACGGAACAUAUUGAUACAGCCGAAUGCGAUGCUCUAUAUGUUAUUGGCGGAGAUAGUGCUUUAAGCGCUGUUCUAAGCUCGGUGUAUCGUCAAAAGAAUAUUUCACCGGUACCUAUUGGUGUUUUUCCAGGUGGUUCUGAGAAUCGAUCACUAAUUGGUUUGGUCCCCAAUGUAUUUGCAGUUCAAAAUGACAUCCGUCCAUACUGUGAAAGUGCUAUGGCUCUCAUCGAAGAACAAAUUCGACCUAUUUAUCUGUCAAGAAUAAAACUUGAGAACUUAGAAAGCAGCACAGAUGAAGGAAAACAACCGCUUUACGGUGUAUCAGGUUUGCAUGCUGGUUGGUACGAUAGAGUUGAGACAAAUAAAGAUAAACUGUGGUACUGGGGUGGAUUAAAACGCUGGAUUGCUUAUAUCACAGCUUAUUUGCGAUCUCUGAAGCAAUAUCCAGAAAUAGAGCUUAAUAUGAUUUGUGAGGAAUAUUGUGCCGGUUGCUGUAAAUGUCGGUCACAGUCUAUGAUUGAAGAGACAAAACAGCAAAAGAAUAAGAAGUGGUGGCAUUAUAUUAUUGGCUCACAUAAUUAUACUAGUGCGAACAAUAUAAAACCAAAAAUGGACUACUCAGCAAUAAAGAACGAGAACUGCGGGAAAACUAGGGAAAUAAAAGUGAAAGCAGUUGAUGUAACGUUUGAGAAUAUCCAAGAUCAGGAUGCAUGCGGCCUUCGUGUUCGUACUGGAGGUGCGGGAUGUAGUGGAAUUAGUUUAUUGAUGGACGGUUGGAAAAGGUGCCAAACAAAGCAAUUUUCUGGAUCUCCCGAUACUGAUUUCUAUCAAAAUAAUCUCUUUGUUAAAUCGGUAGUUUUAACAUUUAGUUUGCUGCCAGACGCUUUUAAAAAAAUAACAAUAUUCGGCAAUGAUUAUAAAGUGGACAAUGAUUUAAGAACCCGAAUACUUCUCGAAUCAACUAAUAAAUAUGUCAAUAUGUAUCUUCCAUCUAAAAUACGGGUAUCUUGA
This is a messenger RNA of Cercopithifilaria johnstoni, 1338 nucleotides long. Lineage: Eukaryota; Metazoa; Nematoda; Chromadorea; Rhabditida; Onchocercidae. The record is from the annotation of a GenBank genome assembly.